Molecule: messenger RNA, 1602 nt
Organism: Vitis riparia (riverbank grape)
Lineage: Eukaryota; Viridiplantae; Streptophyta; Magnoliopsida; Vitales; Vitaceae
Product: UPF0481 protein At3g47200-like
Exons: 1
Coding region: 1-1602 (533 amino acids)
Source: RefSeq, a predicted model, not a curated record
AUGGCUGGGAAGGAGGAUGUGGUUUCAGUGGAGCAGGAGGUGGUGGUUUUAGUGGAGGAGCAGCAGGAAGUAAUGGCUGGGAAGGAGGUGGUGGUUUCAGUGGAGCAGCAGGAAGUAGCUACUGAACAAUUUGGAAAAUCCGCGGAUGGCAGUGAUCAUUCGAGAACCUUGGCUGACUUAAAAUCCAAAUUUCGCCGAUCUCCAUCAUUACCGUCAAGUUCAAAGCUACAAUGUCCCAAGGUUCCAAAGAAGUUGCGAGCAGAUGUCAAGGAUGAAGACUACUAUGCGCCAAAACUCAUUUCUUUGGGUCCUUACUACCAUGGCGAAUCCAAACUCGAGAAUGGAGAAACGCUCAAGCUUAAAUUGGCAGAAGCCUACAUCCAAUUAUGUCAUUCGACAGUGGAUGAAAUUUACGGCACAAUUAGCCAUAGCAUUAGUAAGCUGAGGGGCUGUUAUGAUGCGGAGUCCACAAAGAAAUAUAAGGAUGACGAAUUAACCAUCAUGAUGCUGGUGGACGGGUGUGCUUUACUCUCUUACAUUGUUUGUGUUUGCUUAGGUGGUGACCAUGAAGAUUUCGAUAUGAGAUAUCAGGAUCUAAGCCUUCUGCACCAGGAUGCGUUGCUGCUGGAGAACCAACUUCCCUAUCAAUUACUACAGGAGCUGAUGAAGAUGAUGGGCGGCUCAGAAUCGGCCAAUGAAGCUUGGACAGUACUAUUCCAGGAAUUCUUUGGCAUGAUCGACGAGUCAUUCUUCCUAGAAUUCUUUGGUAUAAAGGAGAAGGAGUACUCAUUCCUGCCAAAAAUGAAGAAUUAUUGCUGCCGCCUGUUCCUGGCAAUCGAGCCGAAACCUGAUGAAGAGUCGAAGACGAAACCUGAUGAAGAGUCAAAGACGAAACCUGAUGAAGAGUCGAAGACGAAAUGUCAUCAUCUCCUCGAUCUCUACCGAAGAAAUUUCCUAGGCGAUGAACGUUCUAGCACAACGCUUUCGAAGGCUGAAAUUGGCAAGAAGGGUCCGGGAUCAGUUGGAGAUGUGAAGGACCAGGUUAUGGCAUCAUUUAGAAAUGUGAAGGAGCUUAUGGCCGCUGGAAUCCGCAUCAAGCGCAGUCCUACACGUCACUUGAGGGACAUUUCUUUCCGUUCAAAUGGGAUCACCGCAUGCCUGAGAAUUCCUCCCAUCACCAUUGAUAACUCAACCAAGGCUAUGUUCUGGAACUUGAUAGCCUAUGAAAUGAGCUCAAACGUCGAACAUGACUUCAUCUCUUACCUUCGCUUCCUUGAUUCCCUCAUUGAUCAUGCUGAUGACGUUAAGGAGCUGCAGUCCGCCGGGUUACUCCAAAACAAUCUAGGCACUCAUGAAGAAGUGGCUGAAUUUUUCAACACAGUGUCCGCCGACUUGGAAUCAAACUUUCAUGCUUACAAAGAUGUGAGAGUCAAGAUUCGGAACCACCUUAAAAGUCACUAUAACAGCAGACUGAAAGUGUGGAUGAAACAAUGCCUGGAGACCUACUUCGGUGGCCCCUGGACUAUCCCAGCUUGGGUUGGUGCUGCUUUGGCCCUUUUCUUGACUGCCGUCCAGACUUACUUCUCAGUCUUCCCUCGUUGA